CAACCACCUCCGUAUUUUGCCCUGGCCAUCCCUGAUCCUUCCUUCCCCUUGCCAAUAACCUUCCCCUUCCCCGGAUCCCGGAAUGCCAUGGCCCUCAGGGGUCCCCCAGGGGUCCAUGGGAGCACCCAGGCGAGUGUGGCGUGACGUCAGCCCCAGCGACCAGCUGCCGCCUUCCAAUCCAGACUACGCCUCAUGUCUAUCUAUGUCUAUCUAUCAACCUGCCUGCCUGCCUGUCCGCCCGUCCCUGGAGCUUCCUUCCACAUGCCGCCACGACAUCGGUGAUCUCUGCGCGCCCAGUUCCUGCCCCACGUCCCAUAUCACCGUGGUCCCCGGCUGUUUGACCAGACGUUCCCAAACCAUCUUGUUCGUCCGCCUGGCCUGCCAUGCAGUCUGUGCCUGUCUGCAUCGAUCGAUCGAUGCAACCGAGAAAUCACCAUGUUGCUUCUCCUGGGCCUCCUCCGGCCUUGCUCCAUGCUUCUUUCCUGCCCGGCCUCGCUGCAGCCAUCUUGGCCUCCAUCCCACAGCGUGCCAGCGUGCCGGCGUGCCCACGGCGGAAAGGCGCCAUAGAUUUCGAGCAUGUCUGCAUACGCACCUCGGGCCCGCGUACGCCGGUGCCACACCAUGUGACAGCGACCCCGUAUCGACAGAGGCUGAUGAGCCCUCGGUGUGCCCAAGGAUCGUCUCUGUGCUGCCACGGCCGCAGCCAUAGUACCGUAGAAUAAAAACAACUUAGAACGGCCAUCGAGCGCUUACCAUGUCCGACCCCCUCCGCUGCCUGUGCCGGUCCAGGGGCCCCAUUUCCGCCUGCGGAACCUGCCAGCCAUGUUUUCUUGUUUCAAUACCCGCUGUUCCGCUCGCCAGACACCCCAGCUUCCUGUCCACUCGGCUCCUGGUCCCGCCUUGCAUCAAUUGAUGUGGCCUGCCCCCAUGGGUCCACCCUAGGUGCGCUCCUCCUACCCCCCGCUUGGCGGCCAGACGUCGGGACCUUUGUCCUCC
Diaporthe batatas is the source of this 996-nucleotide messenger RNA. RefSeq lists its product as uncharacterized. The coding region runs from base 83 to 709 and encodes 208 amino acids. Lineage: Eukaryota; Fungi; Ascomycota; Sordariomycetes; Diaporthales; Diaporthaceae. The record is from RefSeq and is a predicted model, not a curated record. The transcript is spliced from 2 exons.